UCGGUUUGAACACGCCUUCGUCCUUGGAUCACUCGCAGACUGGAAAUUGCGGUCAAGCGAGGUGUCUGCGGAGUAAGAUGUUGUAUGGACAUAGGGUUCGAAUAUAGCUCUGAUCCCUGCUCGACGAGGAGAUCGUAUGGAUGAGACGGAUUCUGCGGAGGACGGUCGUUGCGUGGUCAUCAUCAUAGCAUCAUUUCACUCAAGGCCCAAGCUCCCUUCGCCAUGCUCGCGUGCCAACCGGAGCUCCCCUCUGCAUGCAGUAACAACUCAUCCGAAUUUCGCUCGUCGAUGGAUGAUUGGGAACAUGCUGUCUCAUCCCAUGUUGCGUCAUGCUGGAAAGUGCAGUUUCAAUAUGUAGCGUUUCUGCAAAAGCCCAAGACGGGAAUCCCAAAGGUCCAGAUCGAGAUGUCGCACUCACAUGACAAUGGAGGGCACUCACAUGGUGGGGGUGACCAUGGCCAUACGCAUGAAAUCCUCGAUGGACCUGGAAGUUUCUUGGGCCGUGAGAUGCCUAUCAUCGAGGGGAGGGACUGGGAAGAGCGGGCGUUCACCAUUGGAAUAGGAGGUCCUGUUGGUUCCGGCAAGACGGCUCUCAUGCUAGCUCUCUGCAAGGCCUUCCGCGCCCGCUUCUCCAUCGCUGCUGUAACCAACGACAUCUUCACCCGCGAGGACUGUGAGUUCUUAACCAAGAACAAUGCCCUUCCCGCCGAACGCAUCGUUGCUGUAGAGACUGGAGGUUGCCCCCACGCCGCUGUGCGCGAAGACAUCUCCACAAACCUUUUAACCCUCACCCAACUUCAUCAAAAGUUCAACACUGACCUUCUCCUCAUCGAAUCUGGCGGUGACAAUCUGGCCGCCAACUACAGCCGCGAACUUGCCGACUUCAUCGUCUACGUGAUCGAUGUAUCAGGCGGUGACAAGAUUCCCCGAAAGGGAGGCCCCGGCAUCACGCAGAGUGACUUGUUGGUUGUCAACAAGUGCGACCUAUCGGAGGCCAUUGGUGCUGACCUAGGUGUCAUGGAGAGAGACAGCAGGAAGAUGAGGGAGGGAGGUCCGACCAUUUUUGCGGUCGUGAAGCAUGGCAAGGGAGUUGAUAACAUUGUAGAUCUGAUCCUGAGCGCGUGGAAAGCUAGCGGAGCCAGCCAAGCGAGGAAGUCGAAAUUCGAGCCCGUGGUGAUGGAAUAA
This is a messenger RNA of Periconia digitata, 1185 nucleotides long. Lineage: Eukaryota; Fungi; Ascomycota; Dothideomycetes; Pleosporales; Periconiaceae. The record is from the annotation of a GenBank genome assembly.